Messenger RNA from Fusarium odoratissimum NRRL 54006, 2301 nucleotides. RefSeq lists its product as uncharacterized. Bases 345 to 1214 code for a protein of 289 amino acids. Lineage: Eukaryota; Fungi; Ascomycota; Sordariomycetes; Hypocreales; Nectriaceae. Gene Ontology annotation, biological process: secondary metabolite biosynthetic process. The transcript has 2 exons. The record is from RefSeq and is a predicted model, not a curated record.
GUCAAUAUGCACUAAGAAGAGGAGCACCGUUCGUGCCGAGGUUUAUUCAUUCUCCAUUGAAUAAGCAGUUUAGAUUGCCGGAUGACGACAGCCAGCUCCCUGUCUACCUCUGGUAGAUCAAUAUCUUCUCCCUAUUUCUCAUCUUUCAUCCUUAACCUACACAAACAUCUUUGAACUUUGAGCUUAUUUGACUAGAAACGGGGCUCAAAGUCUCCACUGUCUACCGAACUCCCGGCCCGACUUUGCGGCAUCCCGGCUCCGGACCCCUCCCGACCAGCACCGAUAGUUUCGCCCAUACGGGUCUCUGGUCCUCCACCUUGAAUAUUACCAACAACUGGAGUACCAUGGCAACUCAACUCAUUGCUCUGCCAGCUGUAGAGCGUCUCAGUCCUACAGUCAUCCGCAUUUUGGGCGGCAAUCCAGGCAAAUUCACUCUUCAAGGCACAAACACAUAUCUUCUCGGUACAGGUCGUCGCCGGCUUCUCAUUGACACUGGCGAGGGUCGCAAUGCUUGGAUCUCAUCUAUCCGCGAGACUCUACAGCAGGAGAAUGCGACUAUAGACACCGCGCUCAUCACGCACUGGCAUCAUGAUCAUACAGGUGGUAUCAAGGAUCUCUUGAGCAUCUCACCACAGACUGGAAUCUUCAAGCACACUCCGGAGGAAGGGCAGCAUGAAAUUAGGCACGGGCAGCGCUUCCAAGUCGACGGCGCUACAUUGACAGCAGCGUAUACGCCAGGACAUACAAAGGAUCAUAUGGUGUUCGUUCUCGAGGAAGAAGACGCAAUGUUCACAGCCGACAACGUCCUCGGUCAAGGGACUGCGGUAUUUGAGGACAUGGUCACAUAUCUACGAAGCCUAGAAGAAAUGAAACCUCUGUUCAAAGGCCGAGCAUACCCUGGACAUGGACCGGUCAUUGAGAAUGGACCAGCAAAGAUUGCCGAGUACAUCGCGCAUCGAAAACAACGAGAAGAUCAGGUCAUUCAGACGUUGAAAACGGGACCUGGUGAAGUGGAAACUCAAGAAUCUGCAUUGUGGUCGGCAUGGACAGCGACAGAUCUGGUCGAGGUGAUUUACAAAGAUGUGCCCCAGAAUCUGCACCCAGCAGCUCGUGGUGGUGUUUUGCAGAUACUGGGAAAGCUGGAGAGCGAAGGUCGCGUAGCUCAUGAUGGUGAUGAAUGGAAGCUGCUGGCAGAUGGCCGGGCAUCUCUAUGAGUUCGGGCCACAGUGGAUAAUGGAUGGGCCAUAGUGAGUCAGUGGUGUAUUUCCGAAUUGCCGGAAUAUAGUUGGUAUUCAUCAUUACCCCGAAAGGCCAUUGUGAGGAACCGUGUUUUCUCGGGAAUACGGACUUUUAAACAAGAUGGACUGGGUUAGGUUUGUGGUAUGAUUUGGGCAUGCCAAGAGCUGAGUUUUGUAGCAAGUUUGUAUGGUAAACUAGCGAGAUGAGGCAGGGCCUUCGGCAGCGUCGGAUCAUUCACAUCAUCCAAGUCUUGAUGUGAUAGAUCUUUUAGCGAGCAUCAUGGAUGGGAUUCACUGACUGGUGGGGAUCGCCAACUAGGUUCUGGUUUUGGGAACACACCCCUGUCCACUAACGCAGCCACUCUAUCAAACAAACUAACGGUACUGGCCAUGUUCUCAACAACUGGCAUUGCUGCUGAUGGUGAAUUGUAAGCAGAUCCUCUUGACACUGUAAUGCUACAGCUUCAGUUCGGCCGAUUGCGGAGAAUGGCUAGGAUGCAAUGCAAUGUUGUCACAUCAGAUCCCAAGCUCCCCAUGCAAGUACAGUACAAGAGUUGUCUUUGGUGCAUUGAGACUGCAACAUUAAACCCGUCGUUUAGAGCCUCAGUACUCAAACUGCGGAGUGUUCGGGAGUAAAUUUUGGCGUAUGGCAUACGUACAGACAUGCGUAUGCCUGAGAAACGGAGACAAGUUGACCACGAGUUACCGUUCUUGGCGAGAUCAUUGUAUUCGCUCUUAUUUGCUGGCUCGGGUUGUAACCCAAGAUAGCUGACUCUUUUGGGUGUAAUACACACGAUGGAUGCAAGUCAGCACCAUAGACACGACAACUAAGCGGGCGGUGAGCCAGCACAUCACAUCAUGAACGAUCCGAUAAUUCUGUCCUAGAUUGGAGUAGAAAAUUGUCUGAUCAUGCACCUCUUCAACCGAGUUGUGUGCUGUAAAAGGUAGUAAUUGGUCAGCGGAGGGGAACAUCUAGGGUAAUCUGAUAUCAUGGUGGUACUCCAUAACCGUUCAACUUGAGCAAAUAUUCCUUCUCAUGACCCUUGUAUCUUACGCCCGGCUU